AAACCGCGACUCACCUCAUUUAAAAAAGUGUAGACCGUUUUGUUUCAGUAUUUUGUAUUUUGCUGUUUCAUGUUUCAGUUUAUCGUAGAUAGUCUUGCGUGGUAGCAGUUGCGAGAUAACAGUGCAUACCGUGUUUUGCCGAUAUAUUUUUGAAUAACUUUAGUGAAAAAACAUUUAAUAUUUAAUUUAGGUUAUUUUUGUUAAAGAGUUUUUCCGUACAAACCAGGAGGCUUUCCAUAUAAGAUCAUAAACGUAAAUAAAAGCGUCUUGAGUUUACGGGGAUUCGUGGAAUGGCAACUGCAACUAAUCGACGAAGAUGGUCAGAUUUUCUAACAUGUCGUCAAGUGUUAAAUAUAAUGGUCAUCUUGGGCUUCAUGUUCAAUUACAUGUUAAGAGUAAAUUUAACAAUAGCCAUAGUCGAUAUGAUGGUACCAGCUCAGACAAAUGCCACGAACUCUACAACAACAACAAAGGUACCAAUUGUGGACCAACACAAAUUCAAUUGGUCGUCUUCAGAGAAAAACGACAUUCUGGGAAGCUUCUUCUGGGGCUAUAUUCUAACAGAAUUACCCGGAGGCCGAAUGGCUGAAAUCGUAGGUGCCAAAAAAAUUUUCGGAGGAGGAAUGCUUAUGGCAAGUUUGUUGACAGUUUUAACACCGGCAGCGUGUUACUGGAACUUUUACGCGAUAGUGAUUCUAAGAGCACUAGUGGGAUUUGCACUAGGUGCCACGUGGCCCUCCAUGCCUCCAAUGGCUGCAAAAUGGAUACCGCCACUAGAGAGAUCUAAGUUUAUGGCUAAUAUGAUGGCUAGCGCACUAGGAGCCGCAAUCACAUUACCGGUUUGUGGUUACUUGAUCAGUGUAUCUGGUUGGGAGAGUGUUUUUUACGUUACUGGUGCCGUAGGUAUAGUUUGGUCUAUACUUUGGUUCGUGCUAGUAUUCGAUUCUCCCGCCCAACAUCCCAGAAUAAGCCAGGAGGAGAGGAUGGAUAUCGAAGAUAAAAUAGCCGAGUUUGAAGGAGGAGCUAAAAAUAUUAAACCUGAUAAAUUCCCGUACAAAGCUUUGCUUACCUGUGUGCCAGUUUGGGCGAUUGUAGUGACACAUGGGUGCUCAGUAUUUGGCUAUUUUACUGUUGUAAACCAAUUGCCCACGUAUGUGAAUGAUGUGCUACAUUUUAAUAUAAAGAAAAAUGGACUGUUAUCAAGUCUUCCUUAUUUUGGUAAAUAUGUUAUGGCAGUCAUAGCCAGCUACCUCGCAGAUAAAAUAAGAAAAUCAGGAAAGAUGUCAACCACAGUAACACGAAAGGUCUUCACCACUUUCGCUUGCUUGCUUCCUGCUAUACUAAUGGGAAUCCAAGCCAUUUGGGGAAGAACAUCAGCGUUAUCAGUAACAGUAUUUACUCUAGCAUUGUUUUUCAAUGGAGCUGUGACAGCAGGUUACUUAUCUAACGUCCUUGACAUUGCUCCUAACUUUUCAGGUACAAUAUUUGGUAUCGCCAAUACUCUUUCAUCUAUAGCUGGAUGGAUCUCAACGAAAAUAGUUGCAAUCAUCACAAAAACCGAAAGUACAUUCCAAACAUGGAGAUACGUUUUCUGGAUUUUAGCAGGAACGUAUGCGUUUGCUGCGGCGUUUUAUCUGAUAUUCGGUUCAGGUAAAUUACAAAAGUUCAAUUCUGUACAAAGCAACAGUAACGAAGGAAAAGAAUUGCGGCCUCUGAAAUCACAAGUUGAGAAAGAAAAGGAACAAGAGGCAAACUCGAUUGCUUAGUGAAGAAUAAGUGGUCAAGGUAUUAUUUAUACCAUUUAUGGCGUGAACCUGACAAUACUUAUACAGUUUUUUAGUCUCUUUUAUUUGAUAGCAGAUAGUUACGUACAGUCUUUGUAGCUUAAAUCAGUUGCUACAUCAACUUUUUUCAUCAGAUCAAAUUAAUUUAGUAUAAAACGUUAAAAACUGAAAAUAUUGACUAUAUAGUUGUAUGUAGACACUUAUAGGUAACUCUGCUUCAUGUGUAUACUAUCAUGAAGCUAGUAUCAGAACUAGGGGUGGCAGGUCUACCCUAAUCCUUGCUAAGGUGCAUUUGUGUGUCUGUGAUGAAGUAAUAUUCCCAAAACAUUGAUUUGUAUCUGUAUGUUUUUUUAAUAAAGUGCUUUCUCUUACGCGACAAAUACUAUUGUCUUCUUUGUUGUACCACAAUCCUAGAUAAAUCGGCUUCAACAUCAUCCUCUCAUCUUUUUCUGGGACGGCCUACUGAUCUACCGUCUGGUCUCUCAAAAACACUCUAUUUUCUUCUGAUCUUGCCACAUGACAUCUACCUAUCCAACUUAUCCGGUUAGCUUUUAUAUGUUUUCAUUACGAUACAGUCUCCCAUUCAGCCUUGCGACGGCUUAUCCAUUCUUCUGUUAAUUCAUCUCUUUAAUGGGCCAAAUAUCAUUCUGAGAACCUUUCUUUCAAAUACCAGCACCUCAUUUAUUUCCCGCUAAUGUAAAGUCCAUGUUUCGCUUCCAUAUGUAACAACUGGGCAAAUAAUUGACAUACACAGCCUUAAUUUAGAUUGUCUUUUUUAGCAGCUUUAUAACUUUUCCCCUGCGGUACGAUUCAUUUUCAAUCAAAUUAAGUCAAAACAGAAAGUGAAACGUACGCCGAUGUGCGUAGUAUAUAGUAUACAGUAUACAAAAUGUAUGUACACAUCGACGUUCGUUUCAAUUUAUGUUUUGACUUAAUUUGAUUGAAAAUGAAUUGUACCGCCUGGGAAAAGUUAUAGCGGACGGACUAUAUACCUAUACAUAUUCAAAAUCUGCUAUCAAAUAAAAUAAAAGAUAAUAUGUGACGAUAAAGGAAUAUUAUCGAGAGUUGAUGACAGGAUUUCUUUAUUUUCAUGUAUAAUAAAUUAUAUAUCUAUAAAUCCGGUAAUAUUUUAAACCAAGUUUAUUACAUCAACACUUGCGUGAAUUUUUAAAAUUGUGAUAUCGACAUACAUACUUACAUAUUUCCAAAAUGUAAAAUGUUGGUUAACGUUUUUGUAUAGCAAACAAAAUAAAAUAAAGAACAAAAGUAACAUCUUCAACAAUUAUUAUUAGAAUUAGAUUUUUUAUGUGUGCAUGCUUUUAGUUAGAAACUGAGACAAAUGUAUUUAAAAUAAUAUAGCUACUUAUCUUACAUCACUUUAAAAAUGGCCAUCAAUGUAUAGCAUUCGCAGAUGAUCUAACACUAUUAACGACAAGCAAGAAAGAGCUAAAAAAAUUAAUGAGCAACAUAAUAAAAGAAGCAAAAAGGUUUGGUCUCCUCAUAAAUAAGGAAAAGACAAAAUAUAUGAUAAUGGGAGAAACAGAUAAGGAAAAAGAACACAAUUUCACAUUGGAGAUAUGAGAAAAUUCAUGCGCGUUUAAGAGUUUCAGAAUUUACUUACCUCGGUGUAAAAGUAGAUGAAAAGGGACAUGGGGAAGGGGAGAUAAAAGCAAGAAUGGCAAAAGGAAGCAAAAAGUAUGGGCAUUGCGAUUAAAUAUGUCUCAAAGAAAACAAAAAUAAGAAUCUACAAAACAGUUAUCAGACCUACAGCUACAUAUGCAUGCCAAACAUGGGUGCUUAAAAAAUCAGAAAUAGACCUUUUAGAAAGAUGGGAGAGGAAAAUACAAAGAGCAAUAUAUGGAGGCGUGAAAAUAGAUGGUCAAUGGAGAAGAAGAAAUAAUAAGGAACUUGAAGAACUAUAUAACGAACCAAAAAUAACGACGGCAAUCAAAGCACAGAUAAAGCAAGAUAAUUCGAUAUUUAGGACACAUUGAAAGAAUGGGAAGGGAAAGAAUGCCAAAAAUGGUACUAUCACGUACACCAAUCCAAAAAAGAAGAAUAGGUAGACCAAGAAGGAGAUGGAAAGACAGCCUAUAUGAAGACUUACAAAAAAGUAAUAUUGUGAACUGGAAAGAAAAAGCUUUGGACAGAAAACAAUGGAAGGAAGUGGUCAAGAAAUGUAUGGAAAGACUAUAAGGAAUAUUGUGUUUUAUAUGACUGAAUGUAAUAUUGUAUAAUAUAGUAGUAUAGUGUAUACUGUUAUAAAUAUUAUAUGUAAUAGUAAUUAUUGUAAGAAAAAAUUAAAUCUUUCAGCCAUAGGUAUUCAAGGCCUAUUGAGCUUAAUAAAUAAUAAUACUUAUAUUAGAAGACCGGGGUCACCAAACCAAUUCGUUUGGUACGUAAAUACCUGUUUCUGUAAGCGCCGCAGCGUUGCCAGGUCAUCAAAUUCAGAAAAUCAUGUGCUGUUGUUCAACUUGGAUUUUUUGGAUCCAUUGCACGAAACGUCAAAGCAAAUGUAAAAAAUUCUCAUUACAAUAAAUUCUAGUUUAAUUCCAUACAAAAUAAUAUCUAAGUUAAACAUGCCACAAGAAAGAAACAUCGUAAUACUUAUCAAUCUUAUUUUUUGGUUGUAUAUUUUCAUACAUUCCUUGGUUUAUUAUAUACAUUACAGAAAUAUAAUGUUAUGUAAUAAAAUGUAUGUUUUAUUUUGUUUGCUAAGCAAUUUCCAGAAAAUUUAUUUAUUUUUACUGAAACUAUGCAAAGAGUUUUAAAAAGUAUUAGGAUAUGAACUAAACUAUGUCCAAAACGUGAACGAAUGAAAGUUGAUUCCAAGAGUUAUAUUUUUAACUUUCUACGAUAUAUUUGUAAUAAAAAUACGAAGCAAAA
Molecule: messenger RNA, 4670 nt
Organism: Diabrotica virgifera virgifera (western corn rootworm)
Lineage: Eukaryota; Metazoa; Arthropoda; Insecta; Coleoptera; Chrysomelidae
Product: sialin
Exons: 6
Coding region: 291-1766 (491 amino acids)
Biological process (GO): transmembrane transport; monoatomic anion transport
Cellular component (GO): plasma membrane
Molecular function (GO): transmembrane transporter activity
Source: RefSeq, a predicted model, not a curated record